Messenger RNA from Paramecium tetraurelia, 546 nucleotides. RefSeq lists its product as uncharacterized. NCBI's taxonomy places the organism in Eukaryota, Ciliophora, Oligohymenophorea, Peniculida, Parameciidae. The transcript is spliced from 5 exons. Gene Ontology annotation, cellular component: clathrin coat of coated pit; clathrin coat of trans-Golgi network vesicle. The record is from RefSeq and is a predicted model, not a curated record. Gene Ontology annotation, molecular function: structural molecule activity. Gene Ontology annotation, biological process: vesicle-mediated transport; intracellular protein transport.
AUGGACGAAUUUUUCGAUGAUCCAGCUGGCACAAUUGAGACAUAUGUAGAGCCUGAAAUUGCAGCUCAACCAUUAAUGUUUAAUGAUGCAGCCAGAUAACCAUUUGAAAUCCCUAUUGCACCUAAUGCUGGAGUUACUUUAGUGAGUGCAGAAUAACAAAAGAGAAGAGAAAAAUUAAGAGAGUUAGAAGAAGAAAGAAUCAAACUUGUAAGGGAGAAAGAUUAGGAAGAAAGAAUUUAAAAAUAAUAAAGAAAGGAGAAGGGUUAACAAUAUUUACUUCAGUUCUAAACGGAAUUGAAAAAAGACAUUGAGGCACGAAAGACUGCAAAUCAACAGGCUUAAGAACUCAGGUCUCAAAAUAAGAGCGAAUAUAAAAACUCUUGGGAUAAGAUAGCAUCCAACAUUGCUUUGAAAGAUGGAGAAUACCCUGGGGAAAAAGAUGUAGCCAAAAUGAGACAAGCCAUACUUAACAAGAGGAAAGAUUUGACUAAGUGAAAAUGUAUAUUAUAAAAAUAUAUAAUAAUCAUAUAUUAUAAUAGCAACCAA